This is a messenger RNA of Haliotis rufescens (red abalone), 1429 nucleotides long. Its product is annotated as sulfotransferase 1B1-like. The record is from RefSeq and is a predicted model, not a curated record. Lineage: Eukaryota; Metazoa; Mollusca; Gastropoda; Lepetellida; Haliotidae. The transcript has 7 exons. Gene Ontology annotation, cellular component: cytoplasm. Gene Ontology annotation, molecular function: sulfotransferase activity. Bases 291 to 1169 code for a protein of 292 amino acids. Gene Ontology annotation, biological process: sulfation.
UGUGCCCAGAUAUAGCAUAAUAUUUCUGCAACUACUCGUGACCCGGUAUAUUCACUAGACAAUUCUGCUCACAUCAACACACAUUAACUGACGACUGAUCCCGGGUGUGGGAGGUGAUCGUACAAUGUUGCCCCCUGAUAAAAGAACAACGCUUCGAAAGAACUUACUUCAUAUCCGCCGUCAUUGACAGGGAAAGAUCGUCAAAGGUUUUGCACUCGCAUCCUUGGCUGUUCGUUUGUAAGUAGAACAAGAAAGCUGUGGACGCCUUUCUGCAGUUUAGAUCCUCCAGUAUGCCUUUGAUACAAAUCAAAGAUAGUGAGGGAUAUGGCCUGAUGUUUCGAGAGGUCGGGAAGAACCGGAUACCCAAAGAUUUCCCCGAGGACGUGAUCCGAGAAGUGCCGAAGCUGGCAAUGAGAGAAGAUGACAUUGUGAUUACAAACUGGAUGAGAUCAGGUACACACUGGAUGUUUGAAAUGAUCAGCAUGCUUAUCAACAAUAAUACGGAAACAAUUCCUAAGAAGAAAGAGGACCACAUGCUUGAAUACCAACCAAUCAGCAUGUUGGAUGCUUUACCAUCCCCACGAGUAUUAAACACUCAUCUUCACUUCCAGUACCUGCCAGAAGACAUGAAAACGAAGAGGUGCAAAGUGGUGUAUUUGUUGAGAGACCCACGAGAUGCACAUGUGUCUUAUUACAAAUUACUAAUUAAAGGAUCAAUUACUGGAUAUGAAGGAGGCUGGAAAAACUGGUUUGCUCUCAGUCUGAACGGGGAACUGUCGUGGGGUGCUUGGAUUGAUCACGUUCGUGAUUGGGAAAAAGUGUUUGAAGAAUAUCCUAAUCUAGAUGUGCAUUUUUGGCAUUAUGAAGACAUGAAGAAAAGUCCUCUGGAGGAGUUACGUAAGGUUUCAAAGUUUCUCGGCAGCAACUCAACAGAAGAGCUGCUUCAGGCCAUCAUAGACAAAUGUCAGUUAGAGAGAAUGAGAUGCGACAAAUUCCAAUAUGAAUGGUUGGAAAAUGGGCAAUCCAUACACUACGAGAAAGGUGUAGUUGGGACUUGGAAAGAGGUUUUCACAGUUGAACAAUAUGAACAGUUUGAGAAACUCUACAGACGGAAGAUGGCUGGGUCUAAGUUUGAGUCAAGAUACAGAGGUCCCGUUGAUGUGUUGUAAAGUGCAAUGGAUGAGCUACAAUAUACAUAGUACCAAAGGUACAUGUGUAUGUCAUGGUCUGAGAUAGACAUCACCUUUAUAUCACAUUGAAUGUUAUCAAAAUCUAUAAUAGUGUGUCGUGCUGACACAAUGAAGAAGAAUUGUUUAAUCUUUUGCAUAAUUGUUAAAUACAGAGUUACCAUGGCUCUUUAGUUCCUAUGUUUAACACAUGUGUCAAAAAUUAUUUGUUAACAACCCCUGCUUAUCUUAAAGUGGGACAA